UGCCAGCUGCCGGAGGCUCCCUCCCUCUCUCUCUCUCUCUCUCUCUCUCUCUCUUUCUCAAUUACUGCGUAGUUUCCUAAGUCGUUCAGGUUAAGAGUGUUGUUGAACCUUUGGAGCAGCGAUGAACGCACAAGAACAUGGCAUUGAUGAAUCGGAAGAUGAAGCUGUUGAAGAAGAGGAUUAUUUGGAUGAUUCUGCUUUUGAUAACGAUACAUGUGGAAUAUGUACAGACAUUGUUGUUGAAAGAGGAGUUAUAGACUGUUGUGAACACUGGUUUUGCUUUACAUGCAUUGACAACUGGGCUGCCAUUACAAACCGCUGCCCACUUUGCAAGAGUGAAUUUCAGUCUAUUACUUGCCUUCCAGUGUAUGAGACCACUGGAAGCAUCAAAGCAGAGGAGUAUUCUCUUUCGAGAGAUGUCAAUGAUUGGUAUGUCCAAGGGGAGAGCAACACACUUUCCUUCCCUUCAUACUACAUUGAUGAAGAUGCAGUCAUAUGUUUGGAUGGUGGUGGAUGCAAAAUUCGAACUGGACUUUUAACAGCUGAGGAUGAUGUGGCUUUUGAUACAUCAAUUGCUUGUGAUUCAUGCGAUAUAUGGUAUCAUGCUACAUGUGUUGGAUUCAAUUCUGAAUCUGUACAGAAAAAAUCAUGGUUGUGCCCUAGGUGUAUACCUGCUGAAGGCCAACAAAAUUUAGAUUCUUUCUUAAAACAGAACCCUGAUGGAAAUUCCAUUGUGACAAUUGAUUCAUCCUUUGCUGGGAAGGUAUCAGUAUCUAUUGCUGAUGAUGGUGAGACAGCUGUCGUUGUCUCAAUGGUUGGAGCACAACAGAAUACAGAAACCAGUAAAAAAUUUCCAUGGGAGAGUCCAUUAGAUUUAAGUACAGGGAAAGGAAUUGAAAGUUCGUCUUAUGACUCAAAUACCGGUAAUGGGGAACUCUUUUAUAAGUCAUCGGAAAUGGGUGAAACCCAAUCAGAUGUACUGAUGGAGAAACCAUUAGAAUUCUCACCUAUAAGGGAGUCUGCCCUAGAGGCGUCUACUUCUGAACCGGAAACUGAUGCACUUAAUGCCUCACUGAGAUUACCAGACAGUGUAGCAUUCUCUUCCUUCUCAGCAAUAGCUGGUGGUUUGGAAACCAAAAAUGAUGUUGUAGACAAUGAAUUUUCUAAAUACAGCCCUAGCAUCAAUUCUCCGAUCAGAGCAUCUGUCGGCACCUUGUCAGGUGACCAGAAGGUAGGCAUCACCAAUAAGAAUAUGGGUGAUGGUAUGCACCAAGAAGAUACUAAAGUUGAAGAUUUGAUGGAAACUUCAGUGAAUGCUCACUUUGAUGCUGAUAUAGUGAACAGCCACAGCAGAAAAGGAGACUCCCAGACUAGAAUAGAAGCCGACUAUCCUGUAAAGAAAGCAAAAUUAGAUGUAAAAUCUCAAAACUUGUCCUUGGAAAGCCAUUCUACCCCUUCAGCAUUGAAAUGCCAUACUUCUUCCAGAGAUACAGCAAUUGGUGAAGACGAUCAAUCAGAUUAUGUCCCAGAAGAGGGAUCGGUUCCUAGUGAUAUAAUGAGUAUAGUUCAAGGAACACAGCACAGAUUGCACCAUCAUAGAGAUGGGGAGAAGUUUUUGAAUAGAAAUGAAGGAGAUAAAUCUGGGCCUAGAGUGAAAAAGAUCAUGCGAAGAGCAGAAAAAGAAAAUGAAUCAUCCAUCUUGGUUCAAAAACUGCGAAAAGAGAUUAGAGAGGUUGUUGGAGAUACAGCGUUGAAGAGCUCAAAGGAUGAGCCAUUUGACGGAAAGCUUCUUACUGCGUUUAGAGCAGCUAUAGGAAAACCUGAAGUUGUGGAAACAAAGCUCGAUCCUUCACUUCUAAGGGCAAGGAAAUCUUUGCUGAAAAAAGGAAAAGUACGUGAAAAUUUGACAAAGAAAAUAUAUGGAACUUCAACGGGAAGGAGAAAGCAUACAUGGGCCCGUGAAUGGGAAGUCGAGUUCUGGAAGUACCGAUGCUCAAGUGCAAAGCCUGAAAAGAUUGAGACGCUACAGUCAGUUCUUGAACUUCUUAAAAAGUUUUCAAAUUCAUCUGCAGAGAACUUUGAAAUCAAUCAAGAGCCAAAGGGGGGAACUGAGAAUUCCAUCUUAUCCAGAGUGUAUCUAGCUGAUGCAUCAGUUUUCCCAAGAAAGGAUGAUAUAAAGCCUCUCUCUGCUCUUAAUGGGUGCUCAUCAGUGGAGACAAAUAACCAGAAUACCACAAACAAAUCUGAUUGUCUAUCAGAAAAAACUCCAAAAGUAGUUUCUAGGGGAACAUCCAAUGUUAAAGUUUCUUCAUCUGGUAACACAGGUAAAAAGUCAAGUUCAAAUUCACAAAAGGAAGCUAAUCAACCUGAUUGCAAUAAGCGUGACAAAAGGCAAUGGGCGCUUGAGGUUCUUGCCAGAAAGAAUGCUUCCUCAAGUUCAAAUGCAAAUAAGGACAAACCUGAAGAAGGAAGUGAGCUUAAGGAGAAGUAUCCUUUCAUGGCGCAACUUCCAAUUGAUAUGAGACCAAAGCUAGCAAGUAGCCGCCAUAAUAAAGUUCCUGUAACAGUUAGGCGGGCGCAACUUUACCGUAUCACUGAACAUUACUUAAGAAGAACAAAUUCAACAGUCAUUCGUAGAACAGCAGAUACUGAGUUGGCUGUUGCCGAUGCGGUUAAUAUAGAAAAGGAGAUUGUAGAAAGGUCCAACAGCAAGUUGGUUUACAUUAACCUUUGCUCACAGGUCCUCCGCCAACAUCCUAAGCCAGAAGCUGGAUCAGCUGCUUCAUCUUCAGCAGCAACCACUGAGUGUAGUAUUGAUGAGUUGACAAAAGAAACAUCAUUCACGCAUGAAGACACUCCAUGCAGCGAUGAUGUGGAAGAGGCAUUACGAAGGGCAGGCCUUUCUUCUGAUUCCCCUCCAGAUAGCCCGGAAAGAAAAGUGCCAAUUGUUGUUGAAGGAGAUCCUUUAGUAAACGUUAGAGAAGAAUGCCUCGAGAACCCUCAGAAUGCAGAAAAAGCAGCAACUUCUAAUAUUGAAGAAGGCUUUGAAGGAUAUCCUUCAUUAACUGUUAGAGAAGGCGUUGAGAACACUCAGAACCCAGAAGAAACAGCAACUUCUAACAUUGAAGAAGGCUUGAUUGUGAAUCAAGAGGUGAUUAGUGACAUUGUGAAAACAGAUACUAUAGCAAAUUCUCCCUCGAUGCUAAAACCCUCUGAAGUAGAUACAGGUAGGGACAAGGAAAGUGAAGAGCCGAAUGGGCCAGAGAAGGAUCUUUUGGUAAAUAGGACAUCUGAUGAAGCGAAUGUGUCAGAGAAGGAUCCUUUGGUAAAUAAGAUAUCUGAUGAAACUAUUGAACAUUUAAGCAACACCACUAAUAUGGAAGAAGCGGCCAACAACUUGAAUCCUUGUGAAAGUGGGAUGAAUAGGCCAAUGGAUGGUGCUACUGUGUCGGAGUUGGGGAGCAAGAACUGUGCUGAAAAUAAUGUUGCCGAUGAUGAGCCACCUUCUAAUUGCAAAUCAUCCGGAGGAGAGAAUGAAACAAAUUCUCUGAGGAGUAAGAACGAAGCAAGGGAGGCCAAGUCCACGUCCAGCAGUAACAAGUCGGCUAAUUCCACUGAUUCCAUAUUGAAGAAGCUGGAAGCAUACGUCAAAGAACACAUCAGGCCGCUGUGCAAAAGCGGUGUAAUUACUGUCGAACAAUAUCGAUGGGCAGUCGGAAAAACAACUGAAAAGGUUAUGAGGUACCAUCAGAAGGACAAAAAUGCAAAUUUCCUCAUCAAGGAGGGUGACAAGGUGAAAAGGCUUGCCGAGCAGUAUGCUGAAGCUGCUGCUCAGCAAAAGGAAGCAUUAUAGCUCCUCUUCAUGGACAUUAAUAGUUCUAGUGAACCAUUUUUCUUCCCUAUCUAUUUUCUUCUAAUUCUGUACAUAUACAACCUUAGAAUGCUCCGUUCUAUCCUUCAUCAAUUUCUUAAACAACUCAGCUAUAAAUAUGUAACCGAUUAUCAGAGGAGGUGUGGAGAGUAGUGUUUUGUGUUGGUCUACCGGCCGUUUGGAAUCAUGUGGCUCAGUAAUUGUUGAGGCAGGACCGGCGUAACUGUGAUUGAAACGUGCACACAAGUGGUUUCUUGUACGUAUUAUCAACUGUUAUGAAUUUACACAAGCUUUUUGUUGCUUUGCUAUUGAA
Messenger RNA from Ananas comosus (pineapple), 4184 nucleotides. RefSeq lists its product as uncharacterized. Gene Ontology annotation, molecular function: ubiquitin protein ligase activity. Lineage: Eukaryota; Viridiplantae; Streptophyta; Magnoliopsida; Poales; Bromeliaceae. The transcript is spliced from 14 exons. Gene Ontology annotation, biological process: protein ubiquitination. The record is from RefSeq and is a predicted model, not a curated record. Bases 122 to 3853 code for a protein of 1243 amino acids.